GUCUAGAGGAGGAUGAGCAUCUAGCGCUUUUCACUACGCCAAAAAAAAAAAAGAUUGUGUCGGUAUGACCCCCAUUUGACACUUUUUUUUUUUUUUGGGGGAAUAAUCAAAAUCAACACUAAAGAAAUAAGCAUCACAACAAUAACCAUCCCCGCCGUAACUGUCACCAAAAUGAGAAAGGAAGCGGCGCUCUCCUCCGCCCCUUCCGCCGCCACCACCGUCGGGAAGCUAUUUGUUUGCUUUGAAACAAAACCAUUAGUUGCCACAUUGCUGGCCCUCACUUUAGUUAUGCUUCUUUGGAACCUUCCUCCCUACUACCAAAACCUCCUAUCCACCACCCGUCCCUGCUCUGCUCCACCUCUUACCUCCGUCGCCGCCGCCGCUACCACCAGUUUACUCUCCACCAAUGCCUCACUCCCUUAUACGGCCACUCCAGUUGCUGAAAAGAAAUACUACUCGGCUCCUAAAGCUAAACCCAGCGACACAAAUAAGCGGGUGUUCGAGGCUUACGGGAACGCGGCUGCUUUGUUUGUACAGAUGGGUGCUUACAGGGGAGGUCCUACAACGUUCGCGGUGGUGGGAUUGGCUUCGAAGCCCAUUCACGUGUUUGGUAAGCCGUGGUACAAAUGCGAGUGGAUCUCAAAUAAUGGGUCUUCUUUCAAGGCCAAGGCCUACAAAAUGCUUCCCGAUUGGGGGUAUGGGCGUGUCUACACCGUGGUGGUGGUGAAUUGCACCUUCCCUUUCAACCCAAACCAAGACAAUGUUGGCGGAAAGCUGAUGAUCAACGCCUACUACGGGGAGUCCCAAAGGAAGUACGAGAAAUUCAUGGCUUUGGAGGAGGCCCCUGGAUCCUAUGAUGAAUCCAAGUACCAACCACCUUUUCAGUACGAGUAUUUGUACUGUGGGUCGUCUCUGUAUGGGAACCUCAGCGCUGACAGGAUCAGAGAAUGGAUGGCUUACCACGCCUGGUUCUUUGGGCCAAGCUCGCAUUUCGUGUUUCAUGAUGCUGGUGGGGUCACGCCUGAGGUCAGGGCAGCGCUCGAACCUUGGAUGCGAGCUGGGAGAGCUACGGUGCAGGACAUCCGAGGCCAGGUAGAAUUCGAUGGGUAUUAUUAUAACCAGUUUUUGGUGGUCAAUGAUUGUCUGCACCGCCAUCGACACGCUGCCAAUUGGACUUUCUACUUCGAUGUGGACGAGUAUAUCUAUUUGCCUGAUGGGAAUACACUGGAAUCGGUGCUGAAUGAGUUCUCCGAUUAUACACAGUUUACUAUUGAGCAGAAUCCAAUGUCUAGUGUGCUCUGCUUGAAUGAUUCCUCUCAACAAUAUUCCAGGCAAUGGGGAUUUGAGAAGCUGCUCUUCAGGGAAUCAAGAACCGGAAUUCGGCGUGACAGGAAAUAUGCAAUUCAGGCAAAGAAUGCCUAUGCUACAGGGGUGCACAUGUCGGAGAAUGUGAUUGGGAAGACAUUACACAAGACAGAAACGAAGAUUCGUUACUAUCACUAUCACAACACGAUUACCGUACACGAAGAGCUGUGCCGGGAAUACCUCCCCCUUUCUGCCAAGAACAAUGUCACUUGGUUCAAUAAGCUACCCUAUGUCUAUGAUGACAACAUGAAGAAGCUAACCAACACCAUUAAAGAAUUCGAGCGCAAAACCAUUGGAACCCUACAUAGUAACUGAUGAUCUUAUGACCCUCACUGUGCCUGCAGCUACCACAUGAUCAUUCACUUGUGUCCAGCACCGCAGUUUAAUGCGUAAUGGUUGAGCAUUCAUCAAGGUGUAGGUGCUUAUUUGUCGUCAUUCCUAAUUUGAGUUGCUCAAGCUUUACUCCUCUUUCCUGCUGGAGAUCUGAUGACCCCACGCAUUGUUACCAGCGGUGAGAAACUCAUGGAAAAAGCUGGAAGGAGGGUCUAUUGUUUCUUGAUUUGUCUGUAAAGGUGAGUGUUUUACUUGUACUAUUCCCACAGUCCCCCACCCCUUGAUAAUAAUUUAUUUUGAUUCUAUCUCUCUAUUGGAAUACUUGUAAAAUUGUUUCUUUACAUUUUAAUGUUAUUGCUUUAUAGAUAUAUACCAGUAAUAUAAUAUAAAAAUCCAACUAUGGCCUGGUUGUCAAAUUAUAAAUAUUAAUGGUUCUUUUUUUGUUUCUUUUCCAAGUAAAAGUUGCAGCAACUAAAUCCCAAAGGAGUGUUAAUCAAGAUAACCUUAUUGUGAUAAAUUGAUAGCAAAUCAUCCUAAGUUUCCGCUGAUAUAUUUCUAACUGAGUUGUAAUCUCCCGGAUUGAAAUUUUGGUUUCUCACAUAUGGGGAAAGAGUUCUAAUCUUACUAGAAAACGAAGUUACCUAUGGGGAAGGGCAAUUGGGCAGGCCGAAACUAGAGGUUAGAAGAAAGAAGUUAUAGAUUUUUGUGUGUGAGAACUAAAAUAUUUUGAGCGACCAGUGGGCCCCAAUACAGCGAAAGUCCAUCUGUCAAUUUUAACGGGUUUAAUAGUGGCUGGCCCUACAAAUGUUGUUCUAAGUUCCAUUAAUUGAAGAAGAAGAGAGCUUAGCAUUUUUUUCAUAGGAACAUAUUGUUAUUAUCAUUUUGGGUUUCCCCAUGCUGGAUUUCAGAAGAAUCAAUAGACCUCCUGAAAAACCACGGGCAUAAACCUGAAUCAAAUUGUAGUCUAUGAAUCAUUCUAUCCGCAACUUCCCCACUAUACAUGAACUCUAUGGGCAACAAUAAACUCUUCUGCAUGCCUUAAAAAAUCUCCGCACUACCUGCUCCACUACAAUUCCAAAACAGAACUUACAAAGGAAAAGGUAGUAAAAUAAAAACAACUAAAAAAGGUGUCAAGAACAUGGUUGUCAAAGUAGCAUCUUCUACCAUUCUUGCAUCUCCAGAGCGUAAACCAGAUUCCUCGCGCCUUAGAUCAACCUGGCUCCAUGCAAGAAGGAGGAUUUUUGCUAGGGCAGAACCAUAGGACUUGUAACAAUACCACUAGUAUGUAUGGCUCGAUUGUGGCUACACUAAGACUAGAACGCUUGGGCUUGCAUGUUCAUCUUUAACCUUAAUGAUUUUGAUACUUGGUAACUUGGGCUUGGAAAUCGGAAUGGACAUUGGCCCAAAAUUAAUACAGAAGUCCAUUGCUCAGUCAUUUUAUCCACAUCAUAGCCUUCUAGUUACCUACUGUUUUCCCACUAUUCUUCCUUGUUUGACCUUCCUUUUGAUCUGGAUUCAAUCCCAUCUUGUGAUUUGUCUCCCCAUAAUUACGUUGCAUGGAUGUCAUAUCAACACCACUAUCAUCAGAAACAUUCUGACCUAGCAUCAUCAUUCAAGAUUGCUUCCCUUAAUUCGGCAAAUCUAUUCCCCUCUUUCCGCCAUGAAUCACUCUGAUUUCUUGUCCUUUACUUUUCCAUUGUUGCAAUGUUGCAGCGGCUUUCGAUUCUUCCUCUGUACAAUCAUUCAUGGCCCGAAUGACUGCUCCUCAAUCUUCUGAUCUGCCUGGCUUACCGCUUGAUCAAUGUUCGGGUCCGUAUGUGCAACAUCAGAAGCACAAGCAUUUCGACUGUGGCCAAAUUUUCCGCAAUGGAAAGAGAUAAUAUGAAUGCCCUCAAAUUUUGAAGCGAACCAAAAAAAAAAUCUUUUAUGGCCUUCGAGCUUUGUCAAUUGUCGUAGCAAAACAAUGACGUAG
Messenger RNA from Durio zibethinus, 3670 nucleotides. RefSeq names its product galactan beta-1,4-galactosyltransferase GALS1-like. The record is from RefSeq and is a predicted model, not a curated record. Gene Ontology annotation, molecular function: glycosyltransferase activity. Gene Ontology annotation, cellular component: cytoplasm. Lineage: Eukaryota; Viridiplantae; Streptophyta; Magnoliopsida; Malvales; Malvaceae.